AUGACAAUUUCUUUCUUCAUCCUGUUGUUCAUGGUAGGCUUGAAAGUUAAUAUUGGAGCAUGCCAAAAUGAGUGCUCAGAAUUACGCUGUGGAGACUUCGGUCCACCUAUCAAAUUCCCUUUUCAACUCAAAGACAAGCAGCCUGAUCACUGUGGCUACCCUGGAUUUGAUUUAUCCUACAAUGGAAGCAACAAUACAGUGCUUGAGCUGCCAAUUUCAGUGAAGUUCAACGUCACUCAUAUCAACUACAAAUCUCAGGUAAUUCAAGUGGUUGAUCCAGAUGGUUGUGUUCCCAGGCAGCUUCAUAAACUUAAUCUGUCUGCCUCUGCCUUCCAAUUCAAAGGGGACUACCAAUAUGACUAUACUUUAUUCAAUUGUUCACCAGCAGAUAGAAAUUUAUAUUAUCAAAUUCCCUGCCUUAGUGAGACUAGCCACCAAAUAUUGGCUAUAUCUUCACAUUCUUCCAUGGACGCAUUUCCUAUUUCAUCACCUUGUUCACGAAAGAGCUGUUCAACUUCACGAAGAGCUGUUCAUCUUCUCUAG
This is a messenger RNA of Prunus armeniaca (apricot), 543 nucleotides long. Lineage: Eukaryota; Viridiplantae; Streptophyta; Magnoliopsida; Rosales; Rosaceae. The record is from the annotation of a GenBank genome assembly.